UAUCUUUCGGCAUUCAUUAGUUUUCAAAAAUAUGGAGCAAAAUUACAACUGAAUACUGAUUGUGAAUUCGUUAAGUUUAACAAUAAAAUUCACUUCAAACCUAAUUGUUAUUUCCUGUCUAGUCACAUUACUUUUUGUAUUUGUUUAAAAUGGCCAGACGAAAUGUUAAUUUACAUAACGUUUCUAGAAUGGUUCGGUAUUUUUCACAGCAAACAUCCAAUCAAGAGACUAAAAUUGUAUCACGAAUGGGGCAAAUGAAUGGAAAGCCUCUUUAUUUAGAUGCUCAAGCCACUACACCUUUAGAUCCAAGAGUAUUAGAUGCUAUGAUGCCUUAUUUAACUCAAAGUUAUGGAAAUCCACACUCCCGUACACACAUGUAUGGAUGGGAAAGUGAGGAAGCCGUUGAGACAGCUAGACAACAUGUGUCAGAUUUAAUUGGUGCCAAUCCUAAAGAAAUAAUUUUCACUUCUGGAGCGACUGAAUCAAAUAAUAUCGCCAUUAAAGGAGUGGCUCGAUUUUAUGCUUCAAAAAAGCGCCACAUCAUUACAACACAGACAGAACAUAAAUGUGUAUUAGAUUCCUGUCGUGCAUUAGAAGGUGAAGGCUUUGAAAUCACAUACUUGCCAGUAGGCACUACGGGUUUGAUUUCACUAGAGGAGUUGGAAUCCGCUAUACGUCCCGACACUGCUUUAGUAUCUAUUAUGGCAGUCAACAAUGAAAUUGGUGUUAAACAGCCCAUAAAAGAAAUUGGACUACUUUGUAGAUCAAAAAAAGUGUUUUUCCAUACAGACGCAGCUCAAGCAGUCGGUAAAAUACCAGUUAAUGUCAACGAUCAUAAUAUAGACCUUAUGUCAAUCAGUGGACAUAAAGUUUAUGGCCCAAAAGGUAUUGGAGCCUUAUUUGUGCGUCGAAAACCAAGAGUACGUUUAGAGCCUAUCCAAAGUGGAGGAGGCCAAGAACGAGGUCUCCGUAGCGGCACAGUUCCAACUCCACUGGUUGUAGGUUUUGGUGAAGCUUGUAGAAUAUCAAAAAAUGAAAUAGAGUACGAUCAUGCAUGGAUGACAAAUCUAUCGAAUUUACUGAUUGAAAAAAUAACCAAGAACCUUCCAGAAGUGAUUCGCAAUGGUGAUGCCAUACAUACUUAUCCAGGAUGUGUAAAUUUAUCAUUUGCUUUUGUCGAAGGCGAAUCUUUAUUGAUGGCCCUCAAGGACGUAGCGUUAUCUAGUGGUAGUGCUUGUACGUCUGCAUCUUUAGAACCUUCAUAUGUAUUACGAGCUAUUGGAGCAGAUGAGGAUUUAGCACAUUCUUCUAUUAGAUUUGGCUUUGGAAGAUUUACGACCGUCGAAGAAGUUGAGUACACAGUUGAAAGGUGUAUCAAACACGUAAAAAGAUUACGUGAAAUGAGUCCACUUUGGGAGAUGUAUCAAGAAGGUGUUGAUAUCAAGUCGAUUAAAUGGUCUCAACAUUAAACUAUAGUAAUCACAACGCAUUACUAAUUUAUGAUUAGGUAUGUCUGUGAUUGAUUUAGUUGUAAACAUUAUAGUCUUUUGACGACCUCUCUGUUGCUUAUUAAAAAUAAACUACUUUAGAAAUAUAAAAUUUACAUACACUUAUAAAAUUAAUUUGAUGUAAUCACUAAAAUAAAGCCAAUACAAAAAAAUAGUAAGGUUCACAUUUUUGAUGUGAUUAUUGCAAGAU
This is a messenger RNA of Adelges cooleyi (spruce gall adelgid), 1698 nucleotides long. It is a transcript of the gene Nfs1, whose product is annotated as cysteine desulfurase, mitochondrial. Gene Ontology annotation, cellular component: cytosol; mitochondrion; nucleus. The transcript has 10 exons. Gene Ontology annotation, molecular function: cysteine desulfurase activity; pyridoxal phosphate binding. Gene Ontology annotation, biological process: [2Fe-2S] cluster assembly. The record is from RefSeq and is a predicted model, not a curated record. The coding region runs from base 150 to 1469 and encodes 439 amino acids. NCBI's taxonomy places the organism in Eukaryota, Metazoa, Arthropoda, Insecta, Hemiptera, Adelgidae.